AGAUGCAGGAGAAGUCAACAGGUUGCCUUGCUUCCUGUACGUCGAUAGGAACCGUAGGGAUAACCGUCCCGGGAAGAGAGUUUCGAGAUGCUGCACGAGCCUCCUUGUGGAUGGGGUCCUCGUCGUUCAUCCCGUAGUGAUCUCGAGGCAGGGGCCCGAAGACGCUCUGAAUCUUGCGUCAACGGAGAUCCCUUCACCUCCUCAGGUUCACUGGUGGCUCACCUCGUGUCCGUGCAAGUGAAGCCAAGCGCAGGCUGACCCCUGCAUAUCUGGUCACGUCCCCCUCUCACCCUCCAUCCAAUCAAGCCCCUCCCCCCUUCCUCAGGGCUGCAACAUCGUCAAUUCUUGUCGAAUGGUGAAUGGUGCAGGUCCCAUUCCGUCCGUCAAGAAUUGCCUGUCGGUCGACGAAGCGUCUUUGCGGUGGCUUGGGACGAAUCCACUUGCAUACGACGAAACAACGAAACAAAACAGGGGAGGGUGCCUCUGGACCUAUCGACACACAUUUCCACCUCACCACCACCAGCACAAUCUAAAUCCUGCCGUGCAGGCAUUCUUUUCUUCCCUCUUUUUUUAUUCUCUUGAUAUGACCUCCCUGCCCUGAGGUCGGCUUUUGGUUGUUUCUGUUCUUCCUGUUGCCUUGACGGUGUUUGUUUUCUUUUUCCCUUACAUUCGCAUCGCUCUGGGAGCUGGUAAUUUAUAUGGACGACGGUCAUUUGCUACGACACACUCGGCAUCUUUUUUCUUCAGCACCAUCAUCACUUCAGUUCAAGCAGCGGGCCGGGCCUUUAUGACACCUUGAUAUCCUCUCUCUCUCUUUCUCUCUCGAUUUCAAUAUUCCGACCGACGAAAACAACUGUUCUUCUUUCGGCACGCCCUUCCCUUUUUUGUUUUCGCCAACCGUUUUUAUAUCCCGAAUAUCAGCGCCCGCCGUUGAAGGGAGGUACUCGAGGCGCAUUAUUUUUAAGGGGCAGCACAGUUCGCGAACCCUUCAAAGAACAAGCGCACGGCGACCUGCAGGGCCUGGCGACCUAUCACCGCGCGUGGGGACAAUCCAGCGGGAACAGACGGGGAGAGCUUAGGUUGUGCGACGUCAAUAUCAACAUCAACAAUCGUUGACCACUGAGGUUGACAGACUGGGACGCGCAACUGUUGGACUCAUACUUUCAAGUCAAACAAACCUACCUGACAACUUCACAUCGGUCUGAAAACGGCUCAUCUGAGGCACACAGAGGAGACAGCAUGCUCGCCGGAUAAAAACUCACAUCAAGACAACAUUCACCCACCUGAUACACAAGGACACUGAACUUUCCCUUCACCAUGGACCGCUUCAACUUCUUCACCGGGUCCUUCUCCCGGACCAACAAUAACAACAACAACACCAAUGACACCAACGACACCAUAACCGACAACACCACCACCAACACAGUCACCAUCCGCACCGCUCCCGUCGUUCCCCGAACCUCAACCUGCAACCCCUCCCUCCGUCCCCCACCAGGCCCCCACCCAGCAACAGUCGAAAAUUACAACCCCUACACCACCACCACCACCAACAACAACAACAACCCCUCCCCCUACGGCCUCUCCUACCCAAUCUACCAAUCCUACGACCCCCGCACAACAAACGACGAACACGUCCCCUUAUCCCCCCGUUUCUCCCCCUACUCCGAUCCCGAAUCCGGCCAACACCACCCCCAGCCCCAACAACCCCAGCGGUUGUCCUUCCUCGCCCGGUUCCCCCGCCCCUCAUUCUUUGGUUUGCGCCCCCCAAGCAGCAACUACUCUGGUGCUGGGUUGAGAGGUGCACCGCCCACGGUGAUCAACGGGCAGGAAGCGACGGUGGAGAGCCCAAAGAGCCCGGCGUUCAGGAUCGGGGAGCAGGCGCUGCCGAGCACGAGGUUGCACUUGCCUGGGCUGGAGAGGGUAUGGACUGGGGGGAGCAACGGGCCGCCGACUAGGCCUGGGACGACGACGGCUGGGCAGGAGGAGGUGGCUGAGCCGGAGAGGGCGGUGGCAAGGGGGAGCAAUCGGUCCAGGAGGCAUAGGAGGGAGGCCAGUGGGGGGUCUGGGAGGCAUAGGAGGGAGGGGAGCGGGGGGUCGAGACGGGAAGGCGGGGAGACGAGAGAAGAGAGGAGGCGGCGGAGGAGAGAUGGAGAAACUCGACGACGGAGAACAGAACAGGGGAGUUCAACCAGUAGCGGCAGUCGAACAGGCGGCGGCAGCGGCGGCAGCAGGAGGAAACCCCCCAAGAACUUCCUCUUUUGCUUCCCCUGGAUCAAGUCCCGGCGCAUCCGCACGCAGAUCCUGCGGUGUUUUGUGUCGGGUUUGUUUCUGAUACUCAUCUUGACUGUGUACCUCUCCCUGACCCUCACCAAAAACAUCACCUCGUCCGAGUUCACCAUCUUGCUCAUUCUCAUCAUCUUGUUCAUCACCAUCUUCUUCUGCCACAGCCUCAUCAAGCUCUGCAUGCUGGUGAUCAAGUCACGGAACGGGACACUGCAAAGUAGUAACUGCUCCUCCAGGGAAGGCGGAGUGGUAAGGCCAGAGAUGAUCCAGCAAAUCGCCCCAGGGAGCGGGUACGCCAUCCCACGGGAGCCCAUCAGGGUUGUGCUCGCGAGGGACGAGGAGGCGGUGGGGAUCGAGAGCGAGGCGACAAAGUUGGGCCCCCCCGCGUAUGGACUUUGGAGGGAGAGUGUGAGAGUUGAUCCGGAUAGGUUUUACUGGGCUAGGAACCAGGCUGCUGCUGGGCCGGGGGGUGCCGAGGGUGGGAAUACAAGUGAGGAGACGUUGGCCAGCGGUGUCUCUUCAGAUCCGAGCUCGAGGGGCACCGGGGGGGUGAGGAGGCCACCGUCGUAUGCUUCUGAUGAUGGGGUUAGUUAUGUGGUGGAGGCGAGGCCGAGGUCGAUGGUGCCGCCGCCGUUGGGGAGUGAGGAAAAUGCGGCUGGUCUGCAUCCGGUAGAGAGGGAAAGGUUGCAGCAGCAGCAGCAGCAGCAGCAGCGGCCGGCGGUUUGGGUGUAG
Podospora bellae-mahoneyi is the source of this 3015-nucleotide messenger RNA. RefSeq lists its product as uncharacterized. The transcript is spliced from 3 exons. NCBI's taxonomy places the organism in Eukaryota, Fungi, Ascomycota, Sordariomycetes, Sordariales, Podosporaceae. The coding region runs from base 1318 to 3015 and encodes 565 amino acids. The record is from RefSeq and is a predicted model, not a curated record.